AUGUUCCUCUCUGAUGAAGAGGAAAUCAAUGUUGAAGACUCUCCUGUGAAAUCGCCUCCUAAUGUUGUGCCCGAUGUUGAGACAUCUAUGUCUCAGGAAAAUUCUGAUCAAGAAAAUUCUGGAAAGGAAUCCACUUAUCUUGAAGAUUCAGGCAAGGCUACCAAGCCUGAUGUCACUGUGUCAUCUUCUUCAAAGGAUGCUGAUCCAAAGAAUGGCAAUUCUGAGGAUACCAAUUCUGCAGAGCCAACCCAGGCUCCAACCCCUGUUCAGGACAUCUCUGAUGAUGAUUCUGAUGAUGUGCCCCUGGUUAAGUCCAUUCCUGAUAGUGUUGCUGCCCGGAUGAAAAGAAAAAGAAGGGUCUCUACUCCUGACGUCACUCCUACUCCACCAAAGAGAUCCAAGUCAUCUUCUGUAACCUACAAAUCUAGACAAGCGAGUGUGAAGGAUAAAGGAAAGCAAAAGGCUGUCAAGACUCCAAGUGAGAAGAAGAAAAGGAAGAUUCCAGUUGAUGUUGAAGAAUCUGAGUCAGAUGCUGAAGCCGAUCUACAAGAUGGAGAACGCCAAGGUGGUGAGCGCAGUGCUGCUGCUACAGCUGCUCAAGAUGAGAGCAAUGAAGAGGAGGAAGGAUCUAAAGAGAGUGCAGAGGAAAGUGCAGAAGAGUCUAGAGAGGAGUCCAGUUCAGAAGACUAG
This is a messenger RNA of Lotus japonicus, 690 nucleotides long. RefSeq lists its product as uncharacterized. The record is from RefSeq and is a predicted model, not a curated record. Lineage: Eukaryota; Viridiplantae; Streptophyta; Magnoliopsida; Fabales; Fabaceae. The transcript has 2 exons. The coding region runs from base 1 to 690 and encodes 229 amino acids.